Acipenser ruthenus (sterlet) is the source of this 1255-nucleotide messenger RNA. RefSeq names its product twist-related protein. The transcript has 2 exons. Gene Ontology annotation, molecular function: protein dimerization activity; DNA-binding transcription factor activity, RNA polymerase II-specific; RNA polymerase II transcription regulatory region sequence-specific DNA binding. Bases 154 to 657 code for a protein of 167 amino acids. The record is from RefSeq and is a predicted model, not a curated record. Gene Ontology annotation, biological process: developmental process; regulation of transcription by RNA polymerase II. NCBI's taxonomy places the organism in Eukaryota, Metazoa, Chordata, Actinopteri, Acipenseriformes, Acipenseridae.
CAGACACCUCGUCGCUAAGGACAGUAUUUGGAUACUUCCACAGACCUUAUUAAACAAACGUAUAGUAGCCAAUACUCUAGACUUGUUUUGUGAAAAUAAAGACACCUAGCCCUGUUUUUUUUUUGUUUUUGUUUUUUUAAAUAAGUUAAACUGAUGUUUGAAGAAACGAUGCAAGACGAAUCCAGCUCCCCGGUGUCUCCAGUGGACAGCCUUAGCAACAGUGAAGAAGAACUGGACAGGCAGCAGAAAAUAUGUGGGAGGAAAAGGAGACCGAGCAGAAAAAAUGGGGAGGAUUCAGAUAGCCCUACCCCUGGGAAAAGAGGAAAGAAAUCCAACAGUAGCAGCCCGCAGUCUUUCGAAGAACUUCAGACCCAGCGAGUUAUGGCUAACGUACGGGAACGACAGCGAACACAGUCCCUCAACGAAGCCUUUUCUUCCUUACGGAAAAUUAUACCCACCCUGCCUUCUGAUAAACUCAGCAAAAUUCAGACGCUCAAACUGGCAGCCAGGUACAUCGACUUCCUCUACCAAGUACUACAGAGCGAUGAACUGGACUCCAAAAUGGCAAGUUGUAGUUAUGUGGCUCAUGAGAGAUUAAGCUAUGCCUUUUCAGUAUGGAGGAUGGAGGGCGCUUGGUCCAUGUCUGCAUCUCACUAGCGUCUGGGAAAAUAGCGCAACAUGGUAGCAACUGGUUUCCAUUUACCUAUCAGAGAUUGGGAGUCUGGAGUCUGAAGUUGGAUAUGUACAAACCUGAUGCAGGGUUUUCUUAGGGGAUAUGAAGAUAUUAAACCCAAAGAGCACAGGGCUUGGGGAGCACUUACAGAAAAAAAGGCCAUGGACACUGAACAAUGACAUGUGCGGCUACACAAUCUAAAACUCUACAUUCUGAUCUAUAUUAUUUGAAACAUUUGUAUCUGACGAUGAAUGAUGGAACUUUCUUCGUUACUAUGCAUGCCUUCUGACCAGUGCCUAUCUUCUAUGGAGAAGAAAGCAUAAAAAGAUGGUCUUUCAAUGUAGAGGCUGUCCAUGAAAACAUUUUCUAGCCAUAAAAAUGUUUUUAAAACUAGGUUCUUACCUGUUAUACAAAACAUUAGGUACAUGACCCUACUAAAAUACAUUUUAUUUAUUUAUUGAUGACCUAUGUUCUAAUGCAGAAUAGAUCAGGUGUCUAUAAAUGCAUUCUUAUUAUUAUGAUUGUUUGUAAAUAACUUUGUAUAUUUUUCUGCAAUAAAAUAAAAUAUGAUUUAAAACUUAA